This is a messenger RNA of Prunus armeniaca (apricot), 765 nucleotides long. NCBI's taxonomy places the organism in Eukaryota, Viridiplantae, Streptophyta, Magnoliopsida, Rosales, Rosaceae. The record is from the annotation of a GenBank genome assembly.
AUGGGCAGAAAAUUCUUCGUCAGUGGCAACUGGAAGUGCAAUGGAACAACUGCAGAGGUGAAGAAGAUUGUCACCACUUUGAAUGAAGCUGAAGUCCCUUCAGAAGAUAUUGUGGAGGUUGUUGUGAGCCCUCCAUUUGUGUUUCUUGCUUUUGUGAAGAGUUUGUUGCGGUCUGAUUUCCAUGUUGCGGCACAGAAUUGUUGGGUUCGCAAAGGUGGUGCUUUUACCGGAGAGGUUAGUGCGGAGAUGCUGGUGAAUUUGGGCAUUCCAUGGGUCAUUCUCGGUCAUUCUGAAAGAAGACUUAUUCUAAAUGAGUCCAAUGAGUUUGUCGGCGACAAGGUUGCUUAUGCACUUUCUCAAGGCUUAAAAGUUAUUGCUUGUGUCGGGGAGACUCUUGAGCAACGAGAAUCAGGAUCGACAGUGGCUGUUGUUGCUGCACAAACAAAAGCAAUCGCAGAAAAAGUAUCGAGCUGGGAGAACAUUGUUUUGGCGUAUGAACCAGUUUGGGCAAUUGGGACUGGGAAGGUUGCAAGCCCUGCUCAGGCUCAGGAAGUCCAUUUUGAGUUGAGAAAAUUGCUUCAUGACAAUGUUGGUGCUGAAGUCGCUGCAUCAACCAGAAUUAUUUAUGGAGGUUCUGUAAAUGGAGCAAACUGCAAGGAAUUGGCAACACAGCCAGAUGUGGAUGGAUUUUUGGUCGGCGGAGCUUCCCUUAAGCCGGAGUUCAUCGACAUUAUCAAGUCAGCUACAGUGAAGAAGAAUGAUUGA